GUUAACUCCUUUGUUUUAGGAGAGGUUGGGCUUUAGUGCUCUGAUUAAGGUCACAAAUUUAUUGAAUUUCUUCACACUUUUAGUUUCUUGUUGUAUCUGACAGCUAAGGCAUGAAAUUGGUACUGGUAGGUUAAUAUUUUGGUAUUUUUAAGUUAAAAAUGUGUUUGAAAAGUAACAACAACAAUAUACCCAGUCUAAUCCCAUAAAUAGAGUUCGGAGAGGAUAGUGUGUACGCAGAUCUUAUCCCUACCUUAUAAAGUUAGAGAAGUUGUUUCUGAUAGACCCUCGGCUCAAGAAAUUCCUAGUAAUAAGUUUCAUUAACAAAUCUUUUCUUAAUAUAAGAACUUAUAUUCAAGCAGAAAUCAGAUCUUCAACUUUCAAAUACUCGGUCAAAUAAAAUAAUUUCAGAAAAACGGAUGAUUUCCAAACUAAAUCACCAAUAAAAUAAGUUUUGAAAAGCGAACUUCUGCACAUGCGAUAUCUUUUUUUCUUUUUUCUUUUUAACAUCUUCCUAAUUAAGAAAAUCUAUAGUAUUUUCAUAUUUGUUUUCAGCGUGAUUUGAACCCAAAAAUUAACGAUCAUGGGUAAAUGUGUUUUUACCGACUGAGCAACCACUUAGCGAUAAAGCAAAACAAUAUUGUAGUAAGAAAGAUGGUUGGUAUAGACUCUAGUGCGUGACAUAGACAGGUAUGACAUUUAUAUCAUUAUGAACUACAAGUAUGGACCCUCACCUUCAUUAUUGGUUCCAACUGCUGUUGUGACUUCUAGUACUGUAUUAAUUGUUACUGAGUAGAUUGAAGGUAGAAUUUAUGAGUUUUCGGCCAAAAAUAUUCACAUCAGCCCAAUAUAUAUAAAUAUACAUUAAUCACUACAAACAAAAAUUACACACAAAACUGCUACUAAUAAAUUUGAAUUUGCUUUUAUAUAUAUGCACCUACGAAAAGGAUCCUAUUGCAGACGAAACGAGAGUUCUACGUAUAUCUUCUUGGCACAUAUAGGCGGAUCUAUGACGAGUUCUAUGAAUUCAACUGAAAUUAAGAUGAUGUUUUGAGACAAUCUACUAGAGUUUACAAGUAGUAUCAAAUUGUGCAAAAAGGAGUUACAGCUCUUUUUAACUACAAUUAAUUUUGUUGAGAUUUAAUUAGAGAAAAGAAUAUCAAGAAUAAAGAUGGGGUUUUGGACAUUAUUUGAGGUGGCAUCCAUGCCAAUAUUGCAAGUACUCCUCAUAAGUAUUUUAGGUGCUUUAAUGGCCACUGAUUAUCUCAAGCUUCUUCACUCUGAUGCCCGAAGAUCUCUUAAUAAAAUAGUGUUCGUGAUAUUUACGCCUUCCUUAAUGUUUGCAAGUUUGGCAAAGACUGUCACCUUGGACGACAUUAUCUCAUGGUGGUUUAUGCCCAUUAAUAUUGGGCUAACAUUUCUAGUUGGAGGAAUUCUUGGAUGGUUAGUUGUGAAAAUACUGAAGCCAGAGCUACAUUUAGAGGGACUCAUUAUUGCUACAUGCUCAGCAGGUAAUUUGGGAAACCUUCUUUUGAUAGUAAUUCCAGCAAUUUGUAAGGAGAAAGGUAGCCCGUUUGGUGAUCAUGGAAUUUGUGCUUCUGUUGGUCUCUCUUAUGCCUCUUUCUCUAUGGCAGUUGGCGGUUUCUACAUAUGGACUUACACAUAUCACCUAAUAAGAAGCUCAUCUGUGAAAUUUAAAGCACUAAAAGCAGCUGAGGAAGAUGCCUUAAAGAAACCAAAUAAGGAUUUUGAUGCAAGUGAGAAAUCUCACCUUCUUGAAGGAGUUGCCCAAGAUGAUCUUGUUGUUAGCAUUUCACCAACAAAAUAUGACCCUGAAAAUCAAACUAAAACAUGUGAAAAAGCAGACAUGGAACCAAAGAAAGGGGAAGUAUUAUCAUGGAGUAAAUUUUUGCACAAAAUUGUGGAGGAGCUAUUGGCACCUCCAACAGUUGCAGCAAUUAUUGGACUUAUAUUUGGUUCAGUAACAUGGUUGAAAAACCUGAUUAUUGGUAGUGCUGCUCCCCUUAGAGUUAUCCAAGACUCUGUCAAAUUACUUGGGGAUGGGACCAUUCCAUGUAUCACUCUUAUACUAGGAGGAAACCUCACCCAAGGAUUGAGGAAGGCAAAAGUGAAACCAAUGAUCAUAAUAACAGUUGUAUGUGUGCGGUAUAUAUUCAGUCCUCUAGUAGGAAUUCUAGUUCUUAAAGGAGCUGGCAAACUAGGAUUUCUUGCAGCAGAUCCCCUUUACAAAUUUGUAUUAAUGAUUCAAUACACAUUGCCACCCGCCAUGAAUAUCGGAACAAUGACGCAACUAUUUGACGUAGCACAAGAAGAGUGUUCAGUCCUUUUCUUGUGGACUUAUUUGGUUGCAGCAUUUGCACUCACUAUUUGGUCCACCGUAUUCAUGUGGCUCUUGUCCUAAUUAAUGUCACAAGAUCGAAGACGAAGAUGAAAACAGAUCCCUUUUGUUCCCCUCUUGCAAAAAUGGGGUGCUUUGAAGUAAUUUUCAUAUUAUCAUAUACAUCUAAAUGUGGGUAAAAAAUGUGAAAUAUACCAUAUGGAACUAGGUAUUAGAAAUAUUUCAUCCAUUCAUAGAUAUAGUGCUAGUGUGUGCUAUAAUUCUUUUUGUUUUUUUCCCUCCUUAUUUUUGAUUUUAGCUUCGAUUUUUUGUCAAGUAAUAUUGUCUCCUUUCAGAUUGUGCUUAUAUGGAUGGAAAAUAUAUAUAUAGCCAUAUUACUUUGACAAAA
Nicotiana tabacum (common tobacco) is the source of this 2744-nucleotide messenger RNA. RefSeq names its product protein PIN-LIKES 7. Gene Ontology annotation, biological process: endoplasmic reticulum to cytosol auxin transport. NCBI's taxonomy places the organism in Eukaryota, Viridiplantae, Streptophyta, Magnoliopsida, Solanales, Solanaceae. Gene Ontology annotation, cellular component: membrane. The record is from RefSeq and is a predicted model, not a curated record.